Molecule: messenger RNA, 327 nt
Organism: Colletotrichum paranaense
Lineage: Eukaryota; Fungi; Ascomycota; Sordariomycetes; Glomerellales; Glomerellaceae
Exons: 2
Coding region: 1-327 (108 amino acids)
Source: RefSeq, a predicted model, not a curated record
AUGAAGAUCACUGCCGCCAUCUGUCUUGUUACAGGCUAUAUCAGCCUCGCUGCCGCUGCCGGUUGCCAGGUCGAGCUUCUCAACAUCAACCAAGCAGUCGUAGGCACUGGUUGCGUGCAGAUGAACUACUACGCCAACAUCUACGAUUCUACCAGACGAGCAGGCUACACCGUCAACGCUAACAGCAAUUGUGGCCUUAGCUUCGGCAACAUUCAAGUCAUUCCUGAGGGGAGAGGCGCUAGUAUUGAUGUUGAAGUUUCCUACGAAGAAGAAUGCAUACUACUGGGUUAUAAAGACAAAGAUGCUACUCAAGUACUGCAUCGUUGA